Lepidothrix coronata (blue-crowned manakin) is the source of this 2470-nucleotide messenger RNA. Its product is annotated as coiled-coil domain-containing protein 157-like. The record is from RefSeq and is a predicted model, not a curated record. The transcript is spliced from 9 exons. The coding region runs from base 1 to 2100 and encodes 699 amino acids. NCBI's taxonomy places the organism in Eukaryota, Metazoa, Chordata, Aves, Passeriformes, Pipridae.
AUGGUGCUGUGCAGGCGCGCGGUGCCGCCGGCGCAGGGCCCGGGACCCUGCAUGUCCGCGGGGCUCACGGCCAGGAGGUUCUGGAGCACCAUGCUGAGACUGGGGGCCUUCUGCCAGCAGCUCCAGCACCAGAAACACCAUGUCCCUCCUCUGCAUUUUAUUUUCCCAAAAAAGUUCUUUCUUGUGGAGAAGUCUCACAAUAAUCCAUGUGGCAUACCCAGGAGACAGCACAGGGGGUGGGAAAGAAGGGAUAGUCACAAGAAGGGGAGGUGGGGAGCAGCUUCUGCUGCUGAGGCUGCUCCUUGGUCACUGUCCCUUGGCUGCACUGCUGUCCCAUUCCCACAGCUCACACCUCAGAUUUGGGCUCUUGUGGAUCGUUUCCAGUUCGAUCUGGGCACUGGUCCUGUUCUGUGCUCUCUCCCUCAGGACAAGGAUUGCAGGAAGGAGAUCCCCACACAGCAAUCUCCUCCUCACUCUCUGGGCAGUUCGGGCAGCUCUCAGCCCAGGGCUGGCCCCAGCCUGGCCCGGGGCACCCGCAGUGUCCCCACACAGACCUCGAGGUGCCCCCUGGGCUCCUGUGACAGCUGCUCCAGCGCCCAGGCCAGCCUGCGGGAGGUGGGCAGAGCCAUCACCAGCCUCUGCCAGAGCCAGAACAUCCCCUCGGCCCUCAGCAAAUUCCAGGGGGUGCUGGAGGACAGCACGGGGAGAAGGAGCCUCUCUGCGACAGAGCUGAGCUACUGGGCCGCAGAGCAGAGCAAGGAUCUCUCCCGGAUCAACAAACACCUCCAGGAGCUGCUGCAGCAGCUGAACCCGGUGAAGGCUGAGCUGGAAGAGGUGGGGAAACAGAAGGAGGAGCUGAGGAAACAGGUGGAGGACUUUUCCCGGAAGCUGCAGGUGGAGAGGGAGACCCAAGUGCAGCAGCAGAGGAAGACAGAGCAGAGCCUGAAAGCCAAGGACAAGGAGCAUUCGGAGGCUGUGGCCAGGCUGGAGCAGGAUAAGAAUGAUCUAAGGAGAGGAGCGGCUCUGCUGGAGGAGCGACUCUCCACCCUGAAGGAGGAGCUGGAGGUGAAGCAGGCAGCUCUGCAGGAGCUCGAGCUCACCAAGACCUCCUUGCUGGAGGAGAUGAGGACCACCAUGGUGGCCCGGAGCCAGAUGCUGGAGCUAGAGGAGAAGGUGCAGAUGCUCACAGGCCAGCGGGACAGCCUGGAGCAGGAGCUGAGUGCCACCAGCUUGGAGCUGGAGAAGGAGAAGGUCCGAGUGCAGAGUGUGCUGCUGCACGAGGAGUCCCUGCAGGCCAAGCAGAAGCUCCUGCUGCAGCAGCUUGACAGGCUGGACCGGGAGCGGGAGGAGCUGCAGAACAGCCUGGAAGAGGCCAAGGAGGACAAGGCCCGGCUGGAGGAGCAGCUGGAGCAGAGCCGGGAGCAGAGCGGGAAACAGCUCCAGGUGCAGCAGGAGCUGCUGGACAGGCUGCAGCAGGAGAAGCUGGCCCUGGAGCAAUCCAUCCUGGAGCUGCAGACAAACACGUCCCGGCUGGAGGAGCAGGCGCAGGAGCUGAGGGAGCGGGAGAGGCUCCUGGUGUUCUUCCCUGAGCUCCAUGUCCCCACUGAGGCGCAGUUUGAGAGCAGGAGGGAUGCCCACACCUCUGAGCAGGCUGAGCUCCGCUGGAUUUUGCCUGCAGGCACUGGGAACUUGACGGAGGACAUGGAGAAUCAGCUCCAGGCCAACAGCAUCCGGAUCGGGGUGCUGGAGCGGGAGAACGCGCGGCUGGGCGCUGUGCUGGCCAAGGUGAAGGCGGCUGCCCAGCAGGGUGUGCUCAAGCUAAUCCCACAGGCCCAGCUGGGGUCCCAGCUCCAAGGGAAGGCCAGCGGGCAGGACACAGGGUGGCCCAGCAGGGGAGGCAGCAGCGACAGCAGAGACAGCAGGGACAGCAGAGGGAUGCCGGGAUGCAUGGACAAGGCCUGGCAUCGAGUUCCCAGCAGCCAGCACUCCAAGGUGCUCCGGGCAGGGCCCACAUUCCAGGCCAGACCCAGCCUGUCGCUCCCAGUGGGACGCCUGGGGCUCGACCCCCCCUUGCACCACACGGGGACCCACCACAAAUAAACACUGAUGAGCUGAUCUUCUAACAGGGAAAUGAACUGUUCCAUGAGCAGCCACCUGCCCUGCCCAGGGGGAUCUUGUUACCAGGUCUUUGUGCGUCAGGAAUGCACAUUCCCUUGGGAAACCCGGGCUCUGCCUGUUCCUUGUGGAGCUGCUCCAGGGACGUUCCUGGGCGCUGGAGUUCAGUCACCCUUGGCUACACUGCUGUUGGAGGCCCCAGCACAGCCCUGCCCGUGCCAAUGCCUGGGCACUGUGUGUGUUAGUUCCUGCCAGGAACCAUUCCCAAGAGGGGACUGGGAUGUGGCCACACUUGGAAGAGGAAGGCAGAGCUGGGCUGGGAUGAAGGAAUCCCAGCCGCUCUUGGCCCACCAGC